AUGCCAAUUAUAAAAAAGAAAUUCGGCAAAAGAAAAAGGAAAAUCACUGGUUCUAUACUUACAAAAAAUGCACCCCACUUGACUGGCCUACAAAACUUUACAAAUGCUUCCAGACCAAGAGUCGUAAAGAAAUUGUACAAGGGUGGCGUGAGACGUAUAUUUACUCCUUUCCAUAAAUUUGAUCAAAAGAAAAAGAUACGGAUGGAGAAAAGAACACUAUCUCCUGCCGGCCUUUCACCGAAAGAAAAAAGCUACUUAAUAUGUAGCUGUCAGGCAAAAUCAACUAAAUAUGCAAGUCUUAAAAGGAAGGCUGCAGAGGCUAUAAAAGAAGCAAAAAUAUUCUCAAUCCAAGGCAGUUGCAAUGCCGUCAGGAAAGCUUUAUUAGAUCGAGGAUGGGUGGAAAAGUUGCCUUUGGACCGCAUGAAUCUUACAAAAAUAAGAAAUGGUGCUUACUCAAGCAAAUUAGAAAUACAAAGUGAACUUGAAAGAUUACUUCUAUCCAAUUUCGUAGAUAAACAUAAUCCUAACUUCAUUUGGAGAUCUCGUGACGAUAGAAGAGAUACAACUAUAGACAUGUCAAAGGACUAUACUACGAUGAUUAAUAAACUGGAACUUGAUGCUGUGUGGACUUCAAAACAAGGGUUAUGCUCAUCCAUGAAAAGAAAUUAUUGGUUUUACAUCGAGGACGUCGCCGAAGUGAAAGGACCACGAUCAUAUAACACAUCUGAACCAGGUGAAAUUGAAGGAUUUAUACAUGAUUACAAAAUUACGGCGUGUACUAGUUUGCUAAAAUGGACUCUUUCAAUGGUGGCCAAUGAGAGACCCAUUUUCAAUCAUAUUGGCAAAAUUUCUAUAAAUGUGAUUGUUUUUGCCUUGAAUAGGUGUAAAGAAUAUCUAUUUCGUAAACAGCACAAAGAUAUAGAUCGAGAAAUUAACACUGUGAACGACGAACAGUGGAACUCGUUUUUAAAGAAGUACUACUGUAUCAUUGCGAGAAACGAAGUAUUUACAAGAGACAAAAGUAACAAAUUGCCGUUAUAUUUAAGUUAUGCCAAAUAUCUUUUAAGAGAAAUGCACAAAUAUAGGCCACAGCUAAGUUGCGAGGGUUGUCAUAAUAUAUGGAUAAUAAAACCUGCCCAUUGCUCUAGAGGAAGAGGCAUAAGAAUGGCAUCUAAAUUAGGAGUUAUCACGGAUUUGUUGUGCAAAGCCAAUGCGAAACAUGUCAUUCAGAAAUACAUCGAGGAGCCACUACUGAUUCAUGAGACAAAGUUUGACAUACGACAAUACUAUUUGGUAACAAGUACCUAUCCUUUAGUUAUAUGGAUGUACCGAGACUGUUAUUUAAAGUUCAGUUCGCAGAAAUAUAAUCUUAAAAACUAUCACGAGUCGAUUCACUUGACGAAUAAUGCGGUACAAAAAAAAUAUAGCAACUGCAAAAAUCGUCAUUUAGAACUACCAAGUAGCAAUAUGUGGGACUUAAAUAAAUACAAAAGUUAUUUAAAUAAAACAGGAAGAGAUGACGUAUGGGAUUCUAUUAUUUACCCUGGAAUGAAGAAAUCGAUUGUAGGGAUUAUGCUGAGCUGUCAAGACUCCCUCUCAGUUAGUAAAAACCGCUUUGAGUUGUACGGUUGUGAUUUUAUCUUGGAUAAUGAAUAUAAACCAUGGUUGAUAGAAAUAAACUCAUGCCCAGAUCUUAACAGUACAACACAAGUGACAGCAAGAAUAUGUCCGGCUGUGAUAACAGACAUAAUAAAAGUUGUAAUUGAUUAUGCAAAUAAUCCAAAUUCAUCAACGGGUGAUUUUGAAUGCAUAUAUAGACAGCCUCUGACUCUUCCAAAAUAUGCGAGUGCAACCGAUCUUGGUGUGCGAGGAUAUUCUCUUCCCAAUGACUAUUUUUACAAAGGCCACAUUGAAAUUCAAGAAUCAUAUGAAGAUCCUGAAAUCGGUUCUGAGCAAGAUGUUGAAGCAAUUCUAAAUAAGCUCAAACGCUUCUAUGACAUGGAGGAUACGGUUAUGGUACGGACAUACGUAUCUGACGAAAAAAUAGCGAACAAACGCGAGCAGUUAUCAUCUAGCAGUUUGACGGAAAAAGAACUGAGUCCUGUAAUUGAUAUUUCUAAUCCUUCUUCGCAAAAUGUGCUUAAAGUAGAAAGCGAAACUUCCGCUUCAAGCUCAAAAUCAUCAAAUGUUGCCGUUCAAAGUGUAUGUAGCGUCACAGAUCUAAAAACAAUACCACGUAAGACCAACUUAAAAAACUCAUUCAGUUUUAGCGAAUUAGAUGAUGGACCUCUAGGCAAGGCGAGUUUUAUCGAAUUUAAACCUAAAAAGAAAUCAGAGAUCCUUAAAUUGUGCGCAAUUCAGGAGACGGUUGCGUUACCAAAUAAAGACCCAGAAUUUAAUUUGAUAUCUACAAAACAAAACGAUUCCGUGCUCAUAGCGGCCUCUAGAUUGAUUUCAUUUAUGAGAGAUAAAGAAAAGGAGUACCUUAAUUAG
Messenger RNA from Pieris macdunnoughi, 2493 nucleotides. Lineage: Eukaryota; Metazoa; Arthropoda; Insecta; Lepidoptera; Pieridae. The record is from the annotation of a GenBank genome assembly.